AUGGCAGUAAUCCCGGAGCCGGAGCCGGAACACGAGCGGUUCCUGACGUGGGCAAGAGAUCAGCUUGGAGUCACCAUCGACGGUGUGACGCCCGCCCGAUUGCCCGGGAGAGGUCUGGGCGUCCUCGCGACCAAGCCACUGAAACAGGGGGACUUGCUGGUCGCCGUCCCGGCCAAAGCGCUGUUGACGACCGAGUCAAAGCACGUCCAAGAUGUUGAGCUGCCCAAGGAAACAACCGUCCAUGCCCGUCUGGCGGCUUAUCUGACCCUGAUGGAUGGCAAGGCCGAUGCUCCGCAUCGAAUCUGGCAGCCGGUGUGGCCAAAGAAGGAAGAAUUCGAGUCAAUCAUGCCGAUGAACUGGGAGGAACGUGAAAAGGAGCUGCUCCCGGCCCAUGCGAAGAGUCUCUUGGAGAAGCAGCAGGACAAGUUCGAGAAGGACUGGCGCGCCCUCCAGCCGUACCUACCAAGCAGGGACUGCCGCGAUCUGUUCACCUACUAUUGGUUGAUUGUGAAUACGAGAACCUUCUACUGGGACUAUCCGACAACCACUCGCACGGGCAAGCAGCAGGUCAAAAGACGUAAGCUCGCCCCGGAUGACUGCAUGGCGCUGUGUCCGUUCAUGGAAUAUUUCAACCACGCCGACGAAGGAUGCACGGUGGACCAUGAUAUGAGGGGAUUCACCAUUACCUGCAAUCGCGAAUAUAAUCCCGGCGACGAAGUCUUCCUUUCGUACGGUCGGCAUAGCAACGACUUUCUCCUGGUUGAGUAUGGAUUCAUUUUGGAGUCCAACAAAUGGGACGAGACCAAGCUUGACGACGUGAUUCUCCCCAAGCUUUACCAGGAGAAGAAAGAUGCGCUGGAUGCGCUUGGAUUCCUAGGGGACUUCACCGUGGACUCGUUCCAAAUUUGUCAUCGCACACAAGUUGCUUUGCGAGCACUGGUGCUGCCUGGAAACACGUGGCGCCGCUUCGCAGACGGCUUUGACGAUGGCGAGCGUGAACGGGAGAGCGUCAACGAGCGCCUCGUCCAGAUUCUGAAGCAAUACGAGCGCGAAAUCGACAGCAUGGAUGAGGAAAUUCAAACCCUUCCCCCUUCCGAUAGGAGAAGUACACUAGAAAAGCGCUGGGACCAAAUACAUAGCAUCAUUUCGGGGCAGUUGGAGCGUUGA
Messenger RNA from Diplodia corticola, 1167 nucleotides. RefSeq names its product set domain-containing protein. Lineage: Eukaryota; Fungi; Ascomycota; Dothideomycetes; Botryosphaeriales; Botryosphaeriaceae. The record is from RefSeq and is a predicted model, not a curated record. The transcript is spliced from 6 exons. Gene Ontology annotation, molecular function: protein-lysine N-methyltransferase activity; protein binding. Gene Ontology annotation, biological process: peptidyl-lysine trimethylation; peptidyl-lysine monomethylation. Bases 1 to 1167 code for a protein of 388 amino acids.